UCAGAUGCGGUGUAAACUGUAGUAACUAAUGGUAAUCCUGGCCAAUGAUCGAUAGGUAUUAUGUCGGCAGUUGCGGGAAUGAAUAUUAACCCCGUCAAUGGAAUCAGUCUCCAAACCUUGCAGUCCAUGCAGUCCAUGCAAUCCAUGCAGUCCAUGCAGUCCAUGCAACGUGAGUUCAUCUCCAAAUAGUUUGGUGAUACUUAAUUCAGAAAAAUACCCUCAGGAUGUGGAUAUGGAAGAAGGCGAGGGGAACACAUCUCCACCAUCCUUCGAACCCCUUCGAACCUCCUCCUCCCCUCCUGUCGACGAUACCCUCGAACCAGACUCUGAAGAUGAACUUUUUAUAAACGAAGGCCCGUCUUUAGACGAUGAUGAUAGUCUUGGGAACGGAGAAGAAGGGUUUUCAAACAAUUUCGACGAAAACUCAACGUUUUUGGACGACGAAUCAACAACCUAUGGCAGUCCAGGACUUAGGGAGGCUUUUGGUGAGGGAUUCGGCGGCGCUACUGAACAGGAGAACUCAUUAGAUCUAGAACCAUCAAGGACUGGUUCCGCCGACAAUUCAAGAAAGAAUAAGAGAAAAAACUUUCGACCCAGAAACAUUAUUUACUCUAACAACGAGAGCGACGAUGGUGACGGUAAGGUGCGAGAGCGCGACAACUCCCCGAUGGAUCUGAGUGUGGCCAGUAGUCGACCAAACCUAGAUUCAGAUUCAGAAUCGGAGACAGGUUCGGCCGGAAAUAAACCCAAGACCGGUGGACUAUCCGUGGUCCGUCCUGAGAUUCUAUUCGGCCGGAAGUCCCCAACCUCAGCACAGGGACCCGUGGACCCGAGUCCCUUAUACUUGCUGUCCCACCUCUCCAGCAUGUCCGGGGCCCUCAACCCGUUCAUGAAGGAGGCCUCCUCCGCCAAUACGAUGAAAGACGCGUUCCGUGAGGUUCUAAAACUGUACGGAAUGUCUUCUGAACUCGUGGAUUCCAUCACACAACAGUCAGAACAGAAACAAGAGAAACGUGUAGAGCCAUCAUUACCCCCUCUUCCCCUGCCAAUGCACCCCGGAAUGCUGUCUGCAGCUCUACAAGGGGGCCUUUCCCCUCACCACCCUCCAACCCCUCCCAGAACCCCCCAGGGGCUUAAGGAUCCCUCAUCCCCCCUUAAUCCGUUCCUCUCCAUGUCUCCUUAUAUGAAGAAUCAUAUGGGGUCCCCUCUUCCCAAGCAAAUUCAAGGUACUUUAAGAGGUUUGGAUCCAGCUUAGAGUGUGGUUUCAUGCCAUGUAAAGAACUAAAUUACAGGGAGCAUUUCCAUUGUGCAGUGCCAUUGUGCAAAGGUAAGGACUUUGCGAAAAAAGAGGAAAUGAUUCGGCACUCGAAGUGGCACCAGAAGAUGGAUGAGGCACUUAAGUAUGGGUUCAGACGUGUCACUCCCCUGGAUGAUUGUAGUAACCAGUUUACAGAUUGUGGACAUAACAAAAAGCAGACUCAUUACCAUUGCAUACAGGCGGAAGGUUGUGACAAGGUUUACAUAUCAACAUCAGAUGUACAGAUGCACUUUAAUUAUCAUAGGAAAGACAAUGCAAUUCAGAGGGAAGGUUUCCUUCGGUUUCGAGGAGCAGAGGACUGUCACACGUCCUACUGUUUAUAUAGAGGACAGAGGACAACACAUUUCCACUGCAACAGGACGUCCUGCCAGUUUACUUUCAAGAACAAGGCAGACAUGGAGAAGCACAAGAACUACCACAUGAAGGACGAACAGCUGAACAAGGACGGGUUCAAGAAGUUUAUGAAGCAUGAACCCUGUGGAUUCAAUACUUGUAAAUUUUCCCGGACACACAACCACAUUCACUGCAUCCGGCCACAAUGUGAGUAUGUUCUGCACUCUAGCGGUCAACUCUUCUCUCACAAGAGGAAGCACGAGAGGAAGGACAGUGAGCUAGCAUACAGGAAAUACAAGAUGAGUCAGUCUCUAGGAUCUGCUAGCCUGGAGGUCAGCCUGGAGAACGGGUCAGAUAGACCUCCAUCAGCAGGAUCAUUGGCCUCAGGUUGUUCCACACCGCCCCUUUCCCUCACCCCGACCAGUCUUGCAAAUACUUUUAAAAAGGAGCCAGCAGUUCUAGCACAAUUACCACAGACCGUUCCUGAAGAUAUUUGGCAGAAUUAUCUCCUAAGGUUUGAGGCUGAGGAAGGUUGUGGAUUCCAGGAAUGUGAGGUUGAGGAUACAGAGCAUUUUCACUGCAAAGAUGAAGGCUGUGAAACAGUGUUUAGAACUGAAGAGGGGGUGAGAGAACAUGGGCGGAGUCAUUUUCUUCAGGAAUCCAUAUCUGAUUCAUGCUUUUACAAGGUUGACCCCGAGGAGCCAGGAAGUGAGGGGGCUUGUCCCCCCUCAUGUACAUUUACUUCCAAGGAGGUUCAUUAUCAUUGCAGAAUGGAUGGUUGUGAUGAACUUAUUCUUUGCACUGAUCAGCCCUUCAGAAGAUUAGACCACUAUAAGGUACAUGAGUACAGUAGAAAAUGGCAAGCACAAUCAAGUCUACUGCAACCUAACCAGGGUCGCUUGGACGCUGUUAGUCGCGGCGAAUACAGUUUUGGUCGCGGCGAAUCUGUCACUAUGACGACAGCGUCUAGUAUAGAUGCCAUGUUUAAAAGAAAACGGGGCAGACCCCCAAAGAAUCGAAUUAUUGAGGUUUUCGACAGAAAUUUUGGUGGCAAUCCUUCUUCACCCAAUGGUCCUCAAGCUGUAUUCACAAGUUUCAAGCUACCCAAACCAGGGGUUCCUUCCUCAAUGCCAGAUUUUGGGGGUCUUGUGCCCCCUUACCACUACGGGGGCAACCGCCCCCAUAUCCCACAGUUUUCAGCCCAGCAUCAGUUAACAAUGAAAAGUGAACCAGGUCAAAAUUCCAUCGCCGAAGAUUCCCGGCCAGUGUCACCACCGACCGCUGACGAUCCGGAUAAAAUUCGGCAGAAUAACAACAUCCAGACGGAAGAUGAUUCAGUGGCCGACGAUUCCUCCCCGCCAAAAAAUCAAGGACUGAUAAAGGCGAGGGGUACAUAUUUCCCACUGACCGCCUUUCCGACGAGUAUGCCCCAAGGCCCCGUCAUGAGGCGGGCAGGAACGCCCCCUGGUACAGAACAGUCACCAAUAGAUAUGAUGUUGAAUCAUAAACUGGGGUUUGCGGAACGACAGGCCCUGUUAGACAGACAAGAGGCAGAACAGACAAAACAUACAACAAACAGACACUUUGAUGUCAACCAGCGGGAUGCAGGGGGAUCCAUAGAACCUAGUUCCCCUAGGCAGGAUUCCCCCUCUCCUCAGAUCCUUUCCCCCGCCCACCCCUCCCCUAACCAAGCGACCAGUCCCUCCCCUCUCUCUCUCUCCUCCUCCUCUCCCAGUAUGUCCUCCACCCCGAACUCCACCUCCAACCACCUAAAUUUUGCCAAUCCCUUCGGACUAGGGAGCAGGCCCCCUUUCCCCUCCCCGGGUAUGUUGCCCCCUGGCAUGAACCCUUUCUUCCCCCACGGAGGCAUGCUCCUCCCCAACCCGUUCCAGAGGUUCCCUCAGGACCCGAGGAUGAACCUGUUCCCGAGGUCACCCUGGACUCAGAAGAGGUCGAACACCCUGGACCUGGAAGAGGACCUUAUGUCGAUGGAUCAGAAGAAAAUGAGGUUACAGACUAGUAUGCGCAUGCUCAAAGAUGAACCAGUCCCUGAAGGAUACAUGAGAUAUAGGUUCAAUGAGGAUUGUCAGUUUACAAAUUGCAACUACCGAGAGCAUCAAACACAUUUCCAUUGUAUGCGGAAGGAUUGCAAUUAUAGAUUCUGCGACAAGACAAGGUUUGUACAGCAUACAGCUCGUCAUGAACGCCUGGAUACCCUAUGUGGAGACGAGUUCCAAGGGUUCCGUGGGGUUCCCUGUGGUAGGGAGGAAUGUGAGCUAAAUACCCUACACAACUCAAGUAGGUUUAAUCAAGGCGCAAACCAGAAAAGUAGCAGUCACUUCCACUGCCUCAAGUGCGACUACUACUGCACCGACACCAACAAGGUGGUCGCACAUAGGCGACAACAUCAGAAACUCGACAGUAUCAUGGCAGCAGGGUUCGAAAAGUACACUCCCACGCAGUACUGUACAAUACCGGGAUGCAGUCAUAAUGGUAAACAGACCCAUUACCAUUGCCGCAAAUGUCAAUAUGCUGUUCUUGGGCUCUCACAAAUGGAGGCGCACAAAUACCGACAUCUAAAUGAAUAAGAAGGGGAGUUAAGCUCUGGUUUCCCGUUAACAGGAAAUCCACGAGAAGUAAUUGUGGAAAGUCUAGUAACUACGCAGCAGUGGGGCAGCUACUGAUCAGCUCUACGCGGCUUAUAUUCAUGAAAAGCGAGAAAAGUCAAAAUACAACUUGUUGUUCAUUUCCGGUGAAAAUUGGAGUUCGUAGACAAUUGACAAAUUGUGAAGCUUAUCCCUGCCCCCCCCCCCUCUCACCAGCAGUUGUACACUGUACAGUAUACAGUAUAUGGUGUACAGGUACAGGGUUCAAUCAAUGCUAACCAAGCUUUACAUCUAACGUAUCUGUGAUUAUUUGCAUCAUCAGACAUGGUCCCAAACUUUUUCUAAGAAAAAUGGGACCAAAUUCACCUCUCUCUUUCUCUCUAUGUCGACAAUCAUGAUGUGUCUGUUCAAAACAGGAAUUAGUCGUUUUCACUUUUUUUUAGAACUAUAUGUACCAACCAUAAAUGUAUGUACCAGUACUAAAGUAUCCAAUGUACCCCGGUUUAGAGAUACGUACGUACCCCCCGGUUAAUCUGACUAGAAUGAGAUAGCUUUAGUCUGAAUAUUUAAACAGUAGUCACUCCCUUUAAUCAUUCUAGAAUUGAGCAUGAGUUUCCCAAAUAUUAAAUGUUAACAUUGUUGUAAAUAAAUCACAGGAAUCUCUUAUUUUGCCAUAAAUAUAUUAUUCAGUUUGACAACAGCACCUUAUUUUUGUUUUAUUUUCACUUUCUCAAUUUAUAUUAAAUUGUAAGAUUGCCACGAAAUCUACAGUGCCACCAUUUUGUUUAAGUGCCAUAUGUAAAAUAGAUGUUUGUACAAUAAGUGAGACACUCCAAUUCGCCUUGUAAACUACUACGGCUGAGUUAUCCGCCAUAUUUAAUUCCAGGGCGGAGUGUCUUUCUUGCGAAAACGUGAAUUCGUAAUGCCAAACAUAAUAUUAUUUUUAAUCUUUGUUUAUCCUUGUUUCUUUCAAGCUUCUCUUGUUGUUCUUUUCAAAAGGUUCAGACUUGAUUUUGAGUGAACACAUUUUGAACACUUUUUGUUGAUAGCUCUAUAUCCCUAUACCCCCUCCCCCACUCUACACUGCAUACUGUUGUUUUCACAUAAAUUCAUUUGUAUACAUAAAAUAUUUAUAUAUUCUCACCGUAUUUCUAGUUUGAUUUAAAUAUCAAGCUUAGAUUUUAGUUUAAUUCAAAGCUGUUUAUAUCAAAUCAGGCAACAUUUUGAGGCCUUAAAAAUGCAAAAAAAUUUGACCAAAGCUGUGAAUGGGUAUAUAUGUACACCACUCAAAACCCUUAAAGUGUCCAAGGCACCUAUAAAGUGGCUGCAACCCCAUUCAUAUUUACUUUAUUCAAUUUUUUAUAAUCGCACUAUUGUAUCCACACUAGGGAAAAUUUAAUUAUUUAAUUUGAGUGUAAAAAAAUAUUUGAUCUAGUAAAAAUGUAAUUUUUUGUGUUUCACUCUCUUUACUGUUAAAAAUGAGCAUAUUUUAUUGUUUCAAUAAAUGUGUGUUUUAAAUCA
Molecule: messenger RNA, 5778 nt
Organism: Eurytemora carolleeae
Lineage: Eukaryota; Metazoa; Arthropoda; Copepoda; Calanoida; Temoridae
Product: zinc finger protein castor homolog 1-like
Biological process (GO): regulation of neuron differentiation; positive regulation of transcription by RNA polymerase II
Cellular component (GO): nucleus
Molecular function (GO): DNA-binding transcription factor activity, RNA polymerase II-specific; RNA polymerase II transcription regulatory region sequence-specific DNA binding
Source: RefSeq, a predicted model, not a curated record